CACACACACACACACACACACACACACAUGCUCCGCAAAGCUGUUCUCAGGCUGAGAAAAAAGAGGGGAGCGAAGGAGAGGACUGCUCGCUCGCUGAUUUUCAGUGUUUCCAUCUCACCGUCUCUCUCUCUCUCUCUCAUCCUGCUGAUCUCAUUGUUGUCCCAGGUGGUGACAGACAGAAAAAACAGAGACACUGAGUGAGGCCAAAGAGGGACAGAGGGGUUUAUCAAACCCUGGAGAGCAGGGAGGUUUCAGAUCCUGCGACUCGUUCCCCAUAGAAGACACACUGAUACUGGUGGAGGUACCGGGCCUUAGCUCCCAGGACCAACCUCCAAGAUGUCCCGGAGGAGGUCUACAGGGGACCUGGUACCCAGGGACGUCACUGAGAUCUUAGCUCGGGAGGCGAGGGUUCAGCGGGGGCAGAAGAAGCCGGGGAGCACCCUGGGACAGGCCUUUAGCUGGUUGAAGGGGAGCCGGAGGAAGAAGAGCCUCGGUAAUGGGCUGAACAGAAUUGGCAUCGGUGUGACGGACGCCAAACUGGGACUUCAGAAUCAUGACCCUGCAAAAGCUGGCCCGAAAGGGAAUGAAGAGCAGAAGAGGUUGACCGUCCACUACAGGACCUCCCAGCACUACCAGGAAAAUGUGUUCAUUGAGGGCAGCAGGCCACAGUACCUGGAGGACCUGCACACUGAGGCCCAGGAAGGGCUCAAGAUACUACAGCAGGAAGAACACACGAAUGGAGUCAACUUACUCGACGAUGAGAGCGUUGCUUCCACAGACACUCUGCGUAAGGAGCGGGAUAUCAGCUCCAAGGACAGAGGUGGCUCUCCGGAGUCGAGAUCCAGCGCCGGGAGUACUGAUACCACAGUAACCUCUGCUGUGUCGACGCGGCCUGUGCUCACCCGCCAAGGUUCAACAUUCAAGCCUCUGAAUCCAGUGAAACGAUUAGAUAAGAGCAGGAAGAGGAACAGGAGGACCACCAUCAUGGGCAUACCCAACCAGGUCCAGAAAGAGCUCGCAUUGCACAGAAGCUUCCAGCAGCUUGCUUCUACCCAUAAUCACGACGGAAAGCUCAGUAACAGCCAAUCAGGUGUCGUUAUCAUUCCUACGGUUGAUGGAGGGACUCCAGUAGCGAAUAAGGAGGGAGCCAGGGUUCAUCUUUCAGAGCUGGAGGCAUCCAGAGAUGAACAGCUGCUGAGGAAGCACCUCCAGGCAAUGUACCAAGAUGAGCAGCCCAUCAACCACCAGGGCUUUGGCUCCUAUCUCUGCCCCACCUCAAACCUGAGACCCAAGUCCCUUGCAGUACCUGGCCUGACCACUUCCUCCUCCUUCUGUCCUUCAACAAUGUUAAGCUUCCUCCAGGAACCUCACGGCCCAGUGAUGUCCAUAUCUCCUCAGGCCACCUACUUGUCAACGAUCAUCCCCAAUGCGAUCUUGCCAUCCUCUAUUGAAGUCAUAGAGAUCGACUGCAGCAGCAGCCGGACGCGUGGCAGCAGUGUACACCAUGGCAUUAGUGUCCGCACCGUAAGCAAAAGCAGCCUGGCGUCCGGGGACUUGUCCAUCAGCCCUUCGAUGUCCAGAAGAUCAGAUGGUGAUGGUUCCCAAACUGACAGUUUUCAAAACGACUCCACACUGAUGUCCACAUCAGCUUCGGGGUCCUACUGGAGCGAAUCACAGUCAUCAAAGACUAUAUGUUCAAACUCCUCGCCCGUAUCCUCUAAGGGUAGCCCGCGUAGUGGUAACUCACUGAGAGCGGGUCUGAAUGGCCGGGAAAGCCAGACAGAGCAGUCUAAUGGGGACCAAGACCUUGUCAGUCUCCGUAGCUCAGUAAGCAUGAUUAGCAGCUCCAGAAGUAAAAGAGAAAUUAUUGUUACAGGUCAAGGGUCUGAGUCUGAUGUUUCAGGGUCAGUGAUUGCUGGGGAUGAUGCAAAGACCAGUCAGAAAUUCACUCGCAAUCUGUCGGUUAUGAAGACCAAGCAACCCCCGCCACCUCCACGGAGAACAAACUCUCUGCAUAGUAAUAAGAUAAGGAGCAACUCCAGGGUUCUGGUGGAGCUCAAUGACUCCGUGUCUGGAGAUGGUGCAAAUGCCAAAGAAAAUAUUGUAGCAAAGGAUGAGAUAAAAUCAGUUAUUGCCUGUAAGCUCCCUGUAUCAAGCUCUACUAGGUCCAGCUGUCUAGAUGCUUCCACCAGCCCCACAGAGGCCUCUUCCACUGAGGCAGGAGGAGCAACAGAGCCAGAAUCCAGCAGCUACUCCCCACAGAAAACUCCCUCAGAAGGGGGAAAAUUUGAACGGACCAUGUCUCCUUCCAGUGGCUACUCCAGUCAGAGUGGCACUCCAACACUGUCCCAAAAAGGGAUCUCCCCAACCUCCCCUGACAAACAGAAAAAGAAACCUGUCAAACCUGAGCGAUCAGUGUCUCGGGCCUCAUCCUCAGCAGCCUCUCCUUCCUCCUCACUUACCUCUCUAUCGUCAGGUACAUCUGAGCUUGUCAAUACAGAUGUUUCCCGAUGUAGCCCCAGCCUUCCUCCACAGGGAUCUCUACCUGUUGCAGCAAAAGAACUCAAUCUGAAUAACAUUUCUUCGACUUUGGCAGUUGAAGUCAGAGAGCUGUUGAACAUCCCGCCACCCCCCAAAGUCAAAGCGCCAUGUCCUCCUCCUCCGGAGACAUGGGUUCACAACAGACGCACCUUUCAGCUCCUGUGUGGGCCGUGCCCCAGCACAGUAACCCAGAACCCAGCGCAGAUACAAAACAGCACAGUUAAACAAGCAGGAACCCAGACUGAAACCAUCAACGAGAUCCACGUUUUAAUUGAACAAUCAACUAUAGACAAAUCUGUCAUAGAAAGCAAAGUAAAGCCGGAGACUUUGUUAGAAACAAGUCCUGAAGGUGUUGACAAGGAGAUGGAGAAUAGGGAAUGUCCAAGUAACGAACAAGAGAGGAUGGAAGCAAGUGCAGACGUUCAGAAACAAGAGCAGAGUAGUAGCUCUGUGGUAAAAGACCGCGAAAGUCCAAAGAAAGAUCCUCCUCCUGUCUUGAAGAAACCCGUGACAGUACAGCACAGAGAGGAAGUGGUGUCAGUGGAUAGACAGCAACAGAAAGUGAGCAGCAGUACUACAGAAGUUCAUUUACCAAUUGAGAACCACACAACCUCGUCACAGCAUGGGGUUAUAAUUGUAGUUGAUAAGAGCGAUAAUGAGAUGGACCAAAGUGAGGUUGCAUCCAUGCAGCCGCUUUCCGUAGAGGUCCCCAAAAUUAGUAAGGCCUCACCACCACCUACCCCUCCCCCGGCAUACCACCCUACACCUCCUCCCUCAAGAAAGACGCCUCCUUCAUCAGUGUCUACGCCACCAGAUGAGUUACAGAGGGUGCAGGAGGAGAUCCACGUUGUAGAGUCUUUCUGGCCACCUCCUCCGCCUCCUAUGGAAGGGGAUUCGGUCUUUGAUGGAGGAGAUGAGGUUGACUUUCCUCCACCUCCUCCACCCUUUGUGACAGACAGUGUGCCAAAUGUGAUGGACAGUUGUAUCACAGAGCUGGAUGUCCCAAAUAGACCCACAGAAGAAGUUGGAGAGAAAAGUGAGGACUCAAGUAAAGCUGUAACAUCUGUAGAUGGACAAAUUCCAGAUGUUUCCAAUGCUGUUCCACAAACAGUAACUGACACAGAACCAGAGGUUAUUGUGCAAGUUUCAAAAGUUAACACCGCUGAUGAGAUUUCUUGCAAACCAAUGCAGAAUUUUGCAUCUGUUUCAGACCCUCCUCCACCAGUGGAGGCAGCCCCUUUUGCACCCAUUACAAUAGCAGAGCACCCGGUAUCAGUCUCUGCUUUGGUUCCUCCCAGCAGUUUCCUGAAGCGAGACUCUCUGAAAAUUAAAGAUCUGUCUUCUUCUGAGCCUCCCGUCAGCACCCAACCUCCAGUUACUGUCCCAGUGGCACCACCUUUAACAGCAGAGAGUUUAACCCAUGGGAUUAAUUUCAGAAGGCAGCCCAGUGUACCAAACAAAAACUCCAGGAGCAAGGAUCUCCUCUCCCGCCACAAAAGUGCGCCCAUUCCCAAAGAGGACGCUAACAUACCUCUAGUGACCCCCUCCCUGCUUCAGAUGGUUCGUCUCAGAUCAGUCAACAUGACGGAAGAUCAGGUGAAAGCUCCGUCGGAGGACAAAACAACAAACCAGGGAGCUUCAGUUCAGGAGAAUUGCCCAGUCUCAAUCCCAGGUGCUCAGAACAUUCCACAGAAGCCCAUCCGCAAGUCUCUGUCACUAAAGUCUCCUCCUCAGACAGUAAAGACAUCCUCUGUGACACUGAACACCCCUUCCAUGCGCUUACAGGAAGCCAUACGUAUGAAAACGGCAGCCAUGUCUUCAAGGGACGGUCUUCCAUCCCGACUGGGCGUGAGAUCCACUUACAGCUCUCUCGGGGAACAAGGGCCUCUGUCCCUGAAAUUAGCCGAGGGAUGCGACAUGCUCAAGUCCCCAGCCUCUACGGCCAGCUUUAUCUUCUCGAGGAGCACAAAAAAGGUUGUGAUAGAGGCCCCAGCUGCCUCCACCCCUGAAGCUCAGGUGAUUUUGAAGCAGAGCUUGGCGGUCGAGCUCAUGCAGGUGUCUGACCAAUUGAAGGCCACCGCUUAUACCAAUGGCGGGGUGAAGUUGGACAAAGUUCCUCCACCAGUAGCGAAGAAACCAGCCCACGGGAGCAUCAGUCCUUCACAUAAUCCACCCUCCUGUUCAGCAAAGAUGGACGUCAGUGUUGAAGGAAACGGAGCGAUAGGAGGAGCUCAACAUAUCAGUGGAACAUCACCUCCGGAGACUACAACUACACGAGUGACAGCGGACACAAUUGAAACACUGUUUUGAAAGAUGCCAGAGGAACAAAAAAAAACUACAAGCAAGUAAAAGGAAAACUCACAGCAAGGACUGAUAUCACUGAGAGACGGGGAACUCCACUAUCAGAGUUGGGUGUGUUAAGUCUAAAAAGCCUUAGCCUGUAAUGGCCUUCCUACAUGUUUAUGCAAAAACAAAUGUGUCGCUCCCAAUUUCAUAUGAAAGCUUUAUUCUGGAGUAUUUUUCUAAGCUAUAGUUUAUCUCUUCUUAAGGCCCCUCAGGGUGAAAUGGUGUACAUUGGCUGAACUGUAAAUAUUUGGCUUGUGUGAGCUCGCAUCCCAGAGGUAGAAUUAGGUAGUGGUCACUGCAGCUCAGAGAAAAGGAUUUGCAAAGCAUUUCUGUACAGAGGUUUACUGUCUCUUACGUCUUUUUUUGCCUGUUGUAAUAUAAUACAUAAUUAAGAAGUUGUCAGAAGAAGCUGACGACGGCAUCCGCUGGAGGACAAAUGGACAUUUUUAAUCACCAAGACUGGAAAGUAAAAACAAAUCGUCACACACACAUUUAUCGUGGAUAGAUAUUUUUGGAAUAGUAUUUGAGAAAAAGGGAUGCUGCGUAUUAUUUUGUCAAUUAGGCAAAGAGGCACUUUUGUAAAGCUUCAGAUUAUAGACCAUUAACACAGAAACGCAUCUGAUUACAGCAGCUUCUAAAAUGUCAAUUUAGACGCUUCUACACAAUCUGCACAAUCUCUUCUUGGGUUUUAGUUAAACACAUUCUGUGAAAUCUUUUAGGUCAACAGUAACACAAGCAUCCUAUUUAUUUAUGUGUGGUUGUUUCCACUUGUAGCACUGUCAGUCACCUUUUUCCUACCAAAUAUUAAAUAUUUAAGAAUCUAUUUCAUCUGACAAACCACUCUUAGGGCUACGGAUGAUUGAUACACUGGAGUAGACUUGGUGUUUUUAUUACAUGUUCUGUGUCUAAAGCUUUGGCCCGAGGCUUUUUAUGGUGGACAAAUCCAGCUCAUCACUAUUUGCACAAAAUGCUUUCUCCCAGCAAAAUCAUUGGUGAGUGAAUUAUACUGAAAAAAAUCAACGUCUUGAUGAUUAUAAAGAAUUAUGUACAGUUAUUACUUCUAUAAAUAAAAUUUAAGUGUAUUAAAACAUA
Molecule: messenger RNA, 5979 nt
Organism: Cottoperca gobio
Lineage: Eukaryota; Metazoa; Chordata; Actinopteri; Perciformes; Bovichtidae
Gene: nhsl3
Product: NHS like 3
Exons: 10
Coding region: 337-4851 (1504 amino acids)
Biological process (GO): cell differentiation
Source: RefSeq, a predicted model, not a curated record